Molecule: messenger RNA, 507 nt
Organism: Aureobasidium melanogenum CBS 110374
Lineage: Eukaryota; Fungi; Ascomycota; Dothideomycetes; Dothideales; Saccotheciaceae
Exons: 1
Coding region: 1-507 (168 amino acids)
Source: RefSeq, a predicted model, not a curated record
AUGCAUCUCAUCAACACACUCCUUCUCGGCGCCGGUGCCGUCUCAAUGGCCAGCGCAGCAACCACACCACAAUACCUCACUCUGGGCACUCUAAACUCCAACAUGCCUAGCGGUAUCCAGACACCUGCCUACUCGACCAUCAGCUUCCCCAUCACCGACUCCAAGACCAAAGCUUCUACCACCUGCACCAUCCAAUGGGACUGGACCAAGAAACCUUCCACCUCAUGGACACCCUGCAAAGACAACUCUUUCUCCAUCAAAGUCUCCAACUACAAGACCAUGACCGAUUUCCAACUUGACCUCCAACAUCAGUACAACACCAAGACCGGCAAGAAGUGUGUGAACCCUAAUGGUACAGGAUGUACCACUACCUUGGCUUCGACGACGGUUUCAAAGAAUGCGGCGGGUUUCCAGACUUAUUGUGGUGCUUCGGGGGCUUGUGGUGCUGUGGGUAAAAAGGGUGUCAAGGUGCCUGUUUCUUCGUCUAAGACUGGUACGCAGAAGUAA